Molecule: messenger RNA, 1941 nt
Organism: Trichobilharzia regenti
Lineage: Eukaryota; Metazoa; Platyhelminthes; Trematoda; Strigeidida; Schistosomatidae
Source: the annotation of a GenBank genome assembly
AUGGCACCAAGGUCAGUUAACUCUUCUGCCCAAAUUUCACCAGACAUACUGCGUUUGCUUCAGAAAUCAGAGUUAGGACUUGAAGAAUUGAAACAAAUUCAUAAAUAUGCGAAAGCUAACCCUCAGCACCUCAUAAAUCAAACUAGUCGUUUGGAAUUAUUGAUUACCAAAAUUAUUAACCCUACGGAAUGUAAUUGCUCGGCCAAAACAGCUACACAUUUUGAUUUGUCAUGCAAAAAUCUGGAAAUAGAGGAAAAAAUUCAACUGGCAGCAGAGUGCUUUUCAAUGUUGCCUUUCUUGAAAAGUUCACCACAACGUCUUCAAGAGUACCAAUUACGUCUAGCUAGAUGUCUUAGCGAAACCUUAUGUUGUCUACUAGACAUCAACCGCUUAUCACAUGCAACUUUAUCAACAGUUCAAGCGUAUUUAAGUUCCAAAGUUGACUACUUUUCUUGCAUAACUCCAGUUGAUAAGGUGAAGAAAUUGUCGGAGGACUUCUCAAACUUCCUGUAUUUACGUGCUGAGUUUUUCACAUAUUCCCUACGCUGCAUCUUUCUGCGUGACUCGGCAACGUAUAUUGACAUUUGUUUACCCGUUUUUAUGUCAUUAUUCAAUGGUUUCUUCGAAGUAAAACUAACAGAAAAUGAAUCUGUAUCAGAUCGUUUGUUAACAACUUCUAGUCGUCUAAUGCUGUGUUUAAGUACUAUAUGCCAGACUGUAGGCACGCUAAUUAUGCCUGCUGUCCCUUGUUUGCUGACUUUUCUUACAUAUCACUUGGAGUGGACUACUAAUUGGCGACUCGAUUUCAAGCGCAUGGGAUAUAUUGUACGUCUUCGUUUAGGUAGUAUUUCGUGCUUGAUAAAUCUUGCUACUAAAAACUUGAAGCUUUCGUAUUCAUAUUUCACUGAAUUAAUGCCACGCAUUAUUUCGCAACUGGUUCAUGAUCUGCGUUGGCAACUGUGUAUAAAUCAGGUUAAAUAUUCAAUUAAGCCUGUUAGUCCAGCACGACAAAAUGACGCCUUCAAACCCCCAGCACUUACUGUGGGAUCAUUCGAAAAACGUAUCACAAUCGCAGUUCUAACUCUAGUGGACUGUAUUUUCAAGGACCCAGAAAUGCUACAUUAUAUAACACUUUCAGAAUCAAAAUCAGAUCGUAUGAUUGGCACUAAAAAUCCCCUUAGUCGUACAACUGAUAGUGAAGUGAAUCGACUUCUGUUAAUUAUUGGCCAUUUAACUUCACAAGUCGAUGCUGUGUUAAAACGUGGAAUGCCUUUCGUUCAGAACAAAGUAACAAAUAUGGUUUUAAUAAGUCCACCAGUGCUAAGUGCACUCGCAAAGGUCUCUUUUGUAUGUGCUAUGUCAAUCCCUAACCAAACGUUCCUACUGACUGUUUUGAAAUUUCUUAAUAAUCUUACGAGACAUUCUGACAACACAUUAAGUUUGACUGCAAUGGGAUAUUUCCAUCAACUAUCCGGUUUAAAACUCUGCAAAUCAUUGCGUCAUACAAAUUCAGAACCUACUAUGGAUGAUUAUGAACAUGCCCAAAUCGCACAUCAACCUCGGCUUGUUAUGCAAAACGAAUGUAAGUAUUUCGUAACUAAACAUGGUUCAGAAAUGCAUUCUAACGGUAACAAGAGUCCGAACUUCAAACAACAGAAAGAAGAGCCACCUGUCAAACUUCCUCGAAUUACAAAAAAGCAAGGACCUACAGAAAUCGAGCCAAAAUCUUCAAGUGACGAAUCGAAAUCUGAAGUUUCAUCAUCUGAGCAGAAAGAACCCAUACAAAUCGACGGGAAAUCUUUAAGUGGCGAUUCGAAAUCCAAAAUUCCAUCGUUUGAGCAUCAAACAAUUGACCCCCAGUCACCAGGUAAGAGCGAUGCAUCCUGCAUACCAAAGGAUGUUCAUACUUUUUUGACUGCUUUCGAUCCAACUUUUGUAUGA